Acanthamoeba castellanii str. Neff is the source of this 897-nucleotide messenger RNA. RefSeq lists its product as uncharacterized. NCBI's taxonomy places the organism in Eukaryota, Discosea, Longamoebia, Acanthamoebidae. The coding region runs from base 1 to 897 and encodes 298 amino acids. Gene Ontology annotation, cellular component: Golgi membrane. Gene Ontology annotation, molecular function: glycosyltransferase activity. The transcript has 6 exons. The record is from RefSeq and is a predicted model, not a curated record. Gene Ontology annotation, biological process: protein N-linked glycosylation.
AUGAACAGGCUGUGUCUGCUGUUCUGCGUUCUGGUCUUCCUGUGUGUGUGCGGCAUGACGCACCUGUGGCAGGCGACCAGCUCGGUCGUGGAGUUUGUUCCCAAGACCCAGAUUCACAAGCAGGCAUACGAGCUCCAGGGCUACAACUACAGCGGGCCAAAGAAAAACAUCGUCGUCCUUUUAGCCUACUACCCCGACAGCUGGUUCGAGGAGAAGAGUGUGGAGGAGCGCGACAUGAUCAUGACCAACCGCAAGUGCUACAGCGCCAUGCACAACUACACAUUCGUGGUGGGCUCUGACAUCGAGGUGAGCCACGGCUACUGGGCCAAGCUGGUGCACACGCACAGGCUCCUCAACUCGCCCCAGACACCCCAACUGGACUGGGUCUUCUUCGCCGACGCCGACUUCUUCAUCACCAACUUCGACCGACCACUCGAGAGCUACAUUCCCACCGACGACGACUACCACAUCAUCGUGCCGCAGGAUGCUCCUGGGCGAAGAGACUUCUCCAACUUUAACUUCCUCAUCAAGAACUCAGACGUCGCGAUGUGGCGAUCCAUCCUGCGAUUACUGGACUCGUACCGCGGCACUGACUGUGAACAGGCUCCCGACCAGUGUUGCCGUACGAUAUGCCACGGCAGCCAGUCCGAAUGCUUCAAGGCCCACCUCGACGCCAUGGGGUGUGGACCCAACCAGAGCUGCCCACCACUCCACUUCAGCCACGCCAGCAGGGGACUCGGUUUCGCAACCGUCGUAGACUCUCCCUGGGACAUCACACAGCUCCGCCAACCACUGGGGAUCCACUGCAAGCCGCACUACCCAACCUGCCGAGCCUACCAGUCUUUCUUCCAUCGAAAACCUGGCGGACAGUGCUCCAUCUUCUCAGAAGCAGAAUAA